This is a messenger RNA of Leopardus geoffroyi (Geoffroy's cat), 2895 nucleotides long. It is a transcript of the gene TRIML2, whose product is annotated as tripartite motif family like 2. Gene Ontology annotation, molecular function: zinc ion binding; protein binding. The transcript has 7 exons. NCBI's taxonomy places the organism in Eukaryota, Metazoa, Chordata, Mammalia, Carnivora, Felidae. The coding region runs from base 1484 to 2833 and encodes 449 amino acids. The record is from RefSeq and is a predicted model, not a curated record.
UUGAAAAACACGAUAAAUGACCAUACUUGGUGCUACUUACUUGAUGAAUGGUAAGAUGCCAGAAGUUUUAUCUACUAUCAGCACAAAUGUUAACACAGUAAAAAAGGCAAACCAAGUCUUGGGAACCACACUUUGAAAACUGCUGCUUUAAUAUUUAUCCUCACAAAAUACAAAGUUAUCAUAAAUACACAAUUAACUUCAUAACUAUAAAAGUGUUUUGCAUGUCUUAAAUUAAAAAUGAGAAGGAAUGAAAAGACAGGAGGUCUAGCUGACGGCAGGGUUUGGGUGACAGUGAGAGCAUCAUGGUGGGCGGGCGAGGGGGAAGCUAGUAAGUCCACAAAUGGAAGUCUGGGACUUCUGAAGUCUGUCAGAUUUGUUCCAAGAGUUUGUCAAAAGAGCUGGUGAAUAAGAUGGAAUGGGGACAAAUGUAAACAGGAUAGAGGAUUUUUUUUUUUUUUUUGAGAAAUUAAUACUUGGGUGUUACAGUGUCCCCACCGUAACAAUGGCUGGAGAUGGAGUUAGAAAAGAGAAGUAAGGCAAGGCAAUUCUUCGUUGGUGAAAAGCUACCCAAAUUCAGUGGGUAAUCCCUUUUAGGAAUAGAAUUAAAAUGUUCCUCGAGUAUCAGAAUUGUUGCUCAAAGGUAAUCAGAAUCGUCUGGAAAUGGGGAUGGAAGAGAUUAUAGAUCCCUUUCUCUCUUUCCUUAAAAGCAGUUUCCCUUUAGGUGUAUUGGCCCUUUUUCAGUUGUCCAAGGUGAAAAAUCUAGUUUCCCUUAAAUUUUGUUAAGUUUUUCUUUUGGGGGUGCCUUUUUAUUUUUUUAAUCGAUAUCUUUAUUGGUCAGCUCUUAGAUGACAGAUGUCUUCGGCUUUGCCCACAAAACUUGAGGUGCCUCACACUUAGGCGCAUGCGUACUCAGAAAGCGGGUUCUCCCUUAAAUUUGACACCCAAGUGCCACUCCCCUUUAAGGAGGCCCGGGAACCUGGCUGCAUUUUCCGGCUUGUGCAAGCCCUGGGAAAGGGAGAGCGUCCUUAAAUGCCUGAAGCCAGUCUUUGCGGCAUUCUAGUCCCGGAUGUUCCUCCAGAGCUUUAAUACUCUCUGCCUUCUAGUAAGUGCCUUUUCUUCUUUUUUCUUUUUCAGCUGCUUUUUUUUUUUUUUUUCCUAGUGCCUUACAGGGAAGUGGUGUCCUGUGUCCUCACUUGUAACUAAUUUUCAGCCCAGUGCUAAAUUUUGAGAAAACUUGGAAGCCCCCUCAAUCUCAGGAUACGGGUGUGAGUCCCGUGCGUCCUCCCCCGAGCAUGUGGCUGCUGGCUGCGGAAGACCUGCGGGUUCGAGGAGCCGCGGAUGCGCUGAGGGGAUCUGAUGCUUGGCUGAGGGUGGACACCGCGGUUGGCAAGUGUGACUCCCCCAAAUUACCGCCACUCUUUUAUGGUUCAGUGUGCAGGGAGGUAUUCCACGGCAGAAAGUUCACCUGGGGACACCUGCCAGGAUGUCCAGGAGGCUCAGCUCCCAGUUACAGCAAAAAUUCCCGGAAGAUGUCUACUGUGAGAAACACCUGGAACUAGUGCAGUUGUUCUGUGUUGAUGACCAAAUCCUGCUGUGUGGCCAGUGCUUCCACUCUCAGGAGCACCAGAAUCACUUGGUGUGUGGAGUACAAGAGGCUGCUGGCGUUUAUAGGAAGUUAUUCCAGGAGAUAUUGAACACAUUGAAGGAGAAACUUGAAGUAGCUAAAAGCAUAUUGGCUGAUGAGCAAGAAAGAAUGGUGAUGAUUCAGGGAGAAGAGCAGGAUUUUAAAGAGAUGAUUGAGUCUGAAUAUAGAAUAAGGUUCCGGUUGAUGGUUGAAGAGAUGAACUUCCGGAGCCUACAAGACUGCGUAUUCAACCCAAAGUUGAGGGAAGACCAUCUGAAUCAAGUGCUGGCGUUUGCCACAGAGCUGAAGGGGCAGUCCCAGGAAACGCUACAGAGACUGAACGAUUUGGGGAAAGAGAACAUGAAUAAACUGAAGGAGAGUGAAGGCCGGCUUUCGGGACACAUCUGCAGCCUCCAAAAGAUGACUGUAGAGCUGGAGAAGAAGUGUGGGAAAUACACCCUAAUGGUGCUCCAGAAUGCAGGAUCUUCUUUGAAAAGGAGUGAGUCACUACUGCUUCAGUGUCUGGAGCAAGCCCAAAUCACGGACCUGAGUUUAUGCCAAGUAACAGGAAUGAGCAGAAUGCUCAAAGUUCUGCAAAGAGCUGUCACUUUGGAUCCUAAAACAGCUAAUCCCUGUUUGGUCUUAUCUGAGGAUCUGAGAAGCAUGCAUCUCAGAAAUGUCCAGCAGGACGUGCCUCGCAGCCCAGGAAGAUUUGUCUUCAGUGCCACCGUGUUGGGUGUGGAAAGCUUCACCUCAGGGAGGCACUACUGGGAGGUGGAUGUGGAGAAGGCCACCAAGUGGCAGUUGGGGGUAUCUGAAGAUUCUGCCAGCAGACAUGGUAGUCUACCCACCGCUUCGGGAAAUAAAGUCUUGCUCAUGGGUUCUUUGAUGGGAACCAAUUAUACCUUCUGGGCCUUUCCCCCUCUGAAGAGGGUCUCCUUGAGAGGAGAGCAGAUGCACAAAGUUGGAGUCUUCCUAGACUGUGAGUCUGGGCAGAUAUCCUUCUAUGAUGUGGCAAACAGAUCCCUCAUUUAUAAUUUCUCUUCCCUCACCUUCCAAGGAGCUCUCAGGCCCAUAUUUUCUCUUUGUAUCCCAAGUGGAGUCACAAAUUCAGACUCACUUAGCAUUUGCCUUCCUCCCGUUUCUUCUUGUGAUGUUACUGUUAGCCCAGUCUUCCUUGGCAUGAAAUCUAAGAGGGGGCAGAAGUAAAGAGUUUGACUUUGUAAAAGAAUCUACAUAAAGUAAUCCAAUAAAAGAUUUCUCACACUUGA